Molecule: messenger RNA, 1188 nt
Organism: Sugiyamaella lignohabitans
Lineage: Eukaryota; Fungi; Ascomycota; Dipodascomycetes; Dipodascales; Trichomonascaceae
Gene: RAD57
Product: putative DNA-dependent ATPase RAD57
Exons: 1
Coding region: 1-1188 (395 amino acids)
Biological process (GO): t-circle formation; resolution of mitotic recombination intermediates; double-strand break repair via synthesis-dependent strand annealing
Cellular component (GO): replication fork; Rad51C-XRCC3 complex
Molecular function (GO): ATP binding; ATP-dependent DNA damage sensor activity; ATP hydrolysis activity
Source: RefSeq, a predicted model, not a curated record
AUGGAUUUAUACGAAUCAUAUCCAUCAUGUUCUCUGUUGAAAAAUACCAACUUUGAUAGCCUAUUAAGUGCUUUUGAAGAGUUCGAGAUUACGACUGCUGAUUUGGUUGUGAACGAUCCGAAGGUCAUUGCUCAAAGAUGCGGGAGGAGCCAAGUGGAGUUGCUUCGCUUCCUUAACAUUUUCUAUAAAGAAGCAUUAAAUGGACUGGAAUUUAUUAAUAUUGGCGAAUUACAAGAUGGUAAAUUAGAUAAAAAUACUGCUUGCCUCUCUGGCACGAGUAGCAGUCCAUUACAAGAGUCCUGUAUUUCAACUCGAAUGCUAACAACUGGUGAUUCUAAGUUCGAUAGUGAGUUGAGAGGAGGAAUUCCAGCGGGCUAUAUUACCGAAGUCUCCGGCGAAAGUGGUUCUGGUAAGUCUAAUUUCUUAACUCAGCUUUGUGUUACUGUUCAAUUGCCAAAAGCACUGGGUGGUCUGGAAAAAUCCGCAUUGUAUAUAUGUACAGAGUCGGGCUUUGAAACUAGACGCCUGAUAGACAUGAUCGAAUAUAUCAAACAAACACACUCGCUGAAUGAGUCUCAAAUAUCAAGUGACAAUGUCCAUUGCAUAAAUUGUAGAGAUCAGGAACAUCUUGAGCAAGUGCUAAAAUAUCAGCUUCCCGUAGCGAUAGAACGGUUCAAUGUGGGCAUAUUGUUAAUCGACAGUAUAGCAGCCCACCUGCGGGCUGAAUUUGACCUUCAGCAUGUUCAACAACGAAAUAAUAAACUCAUCUUAUUAUCACGCCACUUACGGAAAUUAGCAUCAUUAAACGAAUUGGCUGUGGUUAUCGCUAAUCAAGUUUCCGAUAGGUUUAUAAGAAACCUACCUGCACACUCCGAGCCUGAUGCUCUAUUUCUUGAUCACCAAAUCCGAUGGUUCUCAGGUUGGGAAGAGCCAAAUAUUGUCGUUCCUCCCAGUAGCUCGUUUCAUAGCUCACAGCAGUCCACACCAGCUACAACUGAAAGGCCUCGGACACCAUCUCUAGGAUUGGCAUGGUCAAAUUGUAUUGAUCAGAGAAUUGUCCUAAAGAGGGCGCUCUUACCAGAUGGCAGUUCUCACAGGACGUUCAAUAUUGUCUUCUCACCAUUUUCUCCACAAUCUUGUACGCCUUUCAAGAUAAUGAAAGGUGGAGUGUACUCUAUCGACACUUAG